Molecule: messenger RNA, 609 nt
Organism: Aspergillus luchuensis
Lineage: Eukaryota; Fungi; Ascomycota; Eurotiomycetes; Eurotiales; Aspergillaceae
Exons: 1
Coding region: 1-609 (202 amino acids)
Source: RefSeq, a predicted model, not a curated record
AUGUCCACCAACCGGCCAUUCCUGGCCAACUUCCUAGCGGCCUUUCGCGCCCAGUCCACAUACAAAGCCUCAGCAGCAGGUUCACAAUCCGCGACCGCUGGUCCAUCCUCCUCGCUCUCCUCCACCCAAAUCUCUCAAGGCGCACGAGCCAUAGCCACCAAGGCCAGCAGCGGCAACGCAGCCGCUUCCUCAUCAGAUGCCUCUCCAUCCACCACCACCCAUCACUACCACCAUCAUUCCACCACUAGCGCCUCAUCCUCCUCCCACUCCCGUCCUCACUCGCACCAGCGAUCUCCAUUGAACCAACCCGAAUCUUCUCCAGCAUCCCCGGCCCCACCUCAGACCCAGCAGGUCGCUUCUUCUCCACCCACCCCGGCCGCAUCAAACCCCAUCCCGAUCACAAACAGCCAAGGCCGCCAGCGUCGCGGCAGCGACAGCUCCAGUGGCUCGGGAGGGUUCCGCGAUGCGCUGGGUCCGGAGAAGUGGUAUAUCGGAGGUCGAACGCCUGGCGGGGAGGAGCGGUUCUACCGUUUAGGGAUGGUGACGAAGGGCGGAGGUCGGCUCGGUGGGAGUGGUAGAGUGGGAAGCAUUGAUCAGCUAAGUCUGUGA